Molecule: messenger RNA, 1545 nt
Organism: Melampsora larici-populina 98AG31
Lineage: Eukaryota; Fungi; Basidiomycota; Pucciniomycetes; Pucciniales; Melampsoraceae
Exons: 13
Coding region: 294-1283 (329 amino acids)
Biological process (GO): intracellular signal transduction; protein phosphorylation
Cellular component (GO): cytoplasm
Molecular function (GO): protein serine/threonine kinase activity; ATP binding
Source: RefSeq, a predicted model, not a curated record
UGACCAUUAAUAAACCCACAAUCUCAUCUUGGCAUUGCAAGCUGUAUGCGAUUGAGUGCGACACUGGCGAGCGGUUGGUUUGCCUUGAGGAUACAUCCACAAAUGGUAUUCGCUAUAAUAGUCAGGUUGUUCACAAGCGCGCUGUGAUCCUUAACAAUAAAGAUACCAUAGAGCUCUCGGGUGAAAAGUUUACAUAUUUUCACUCAUCUCCGCCAGGACAAUGGCAAGGCGUUCACACACUACCAGGAGAAGAUUAUAAGAAGCCCUUCGGGUCCUUUAAAAUUGGACCGUACAUGGUCACCGAACGUGUACUGGGAUCUGGUUUCUUCAGCGUUGUCCAUCUGGCGCUCGACACAUCGAAAUCUAAUCGGCAAAUUGCUUGUAAGAUCAUUCGUCGUCGGAUGCCGACGAGGGGUGGCCCAACCCAAACAGCAAAGUUUCGCCAGGUACUCAACCAGGAGGUUCAGUUGAACGCAAGCCUCAACCAUCCCAAUAUCAAUCGUAUCCUUGAUCUUAAGGAGGAUCCAGAGAAGAUAUACCUUUUCCUGGAGCUUGUUACCGGCGGAGAUCUAUUCGGUUACGUCGUACGCCAUAAGAGACUUGCAGUUCCAGAGGCACAAUUUAUACUUUACCAGCUCCUGAAGGCAGUUAUAUACAUGCAUGACGUAGCACAUAUAUCUCACCGUGAUCUUAAGCCCGAGAAUAUUCUCCUCGCAAGCGUUGGGCCAGAGCCGAGAGUCUUGCUUGCUGACUUCGGAGCAGCGCGGCUGGCAGAUAAGGCAUUUUGUAGUAUGCAAGGUACGAUGUCAUACGCAGCUCCGGAAGUUCUUACAGUUUAUACACGAACAGAGGGAUAUGAUGGCAAGAAGGCAGAUGUAUGGUCUCUGGGAAUCUGUCUUUACAUGAUGUUAUGUGGAUGUCACCCUUUUGACACUGGUGCCACAAGCUCUGGUUCUGGUCGUCAGACUGUGGGGGAUAAGUUGCGAAUACAUCUCAAUUCCGAUGAAGUAGGCUUUGUGAAGACCGUUCUGGGAAAAGAUUGCAGAAGGAGAGCUUUCACAAAUCUGGCACAUCGUGAGGCUAAAUCAUUGUUGAAAAAAAUCUUUGAGUCUGAUCCGAAAAAACGCUGCUCGGCGGCCGAGAUCAUGGAAGAUGACUGGAUCACCGGAUCUCUGGAAGUCUUGAAGAAAAAGUAUCAGUUAAGGGUACUAGAUUUGAUUGAUGAUUCAAAGAGUGAAAACAAUAUCCUGGACAGUCCUGCAUACAGUAAGAUAUUGAAAUGAAAGGGCAUCUAGCCACAAGCGGCUAAAGUGAAGAGAAAUGAUGGGACCAUGACAUGAGCUUUUCAUGUACUUUUUACUAUUUAUGUCCAUAUGAUUUUGGCAAAUAUAUCAUUUGUAAAACUUCUCUCAAUUGGAAACUUUUUGUCCUUUGAGAAGAGUUUUUAACAAAUCUACAAGAUCAUAUGCAGCUAAGCCGUGGCCCAGAUGGAAAUCAGGAGCGGAGAUGAAAAGAUCAAAGAAAGCAGUCAAAGUUGUUUAAGCU